Sipha flava (yellow sugarcane aphid) is the source of this 3197-nucleotide messenger RNA. RefSeq lists its product as uncharacterized. The coding region runs from base 919 to 3105 and encodes 728 amino acids. Gene Ontology annotation, molecular function: protein binding. Gene Ontology annotation, cellular component: nucleus. NCBI's taxonomy places the organism in Eukaryota, Metazoa, Arthropoda, Insecta, Hemiptera, Aphididae. The transcript is spliced from 5 exons. Gene Ontology annotation, biological process: regulation of transcription by RNA polymerase II. The record is from RefSeq and is a predicted model, not a curated record.
CUCACGCAUACACACGCACACGCACAAUCACUCGAAUAUUCCCAAACAUUUUUAUUAUUAUUGUUGUUAUUAUUACACUCGGUCCGUGCACUCGAUGGUAUUUUGCUUUACCUUUUUAUUCACACACACACACACACACACCCGUUUGAAACGCACGUAAAAAUAGUUUCUCCGUUGGUCAAUGAGUACACACUUGUCCGAGAGGUAUUGGAUGAAACGAACGGACGAUAUUUAGCUGUUGUUGUUGUUGUUGUUCGUCACUCGCCGUAAUCGCAUACGUAUUUAAUAACAACAGUAAUAAUAACAGUAUCGAUACGAGAAAACGCGUAAGUGCCGUGCGCCGGGAUAAAGAACGACAACAACAACAACAACAACAACAGCAGCAGCAGUAGCAGCAGUAGCAGCAGCAGCAGCAGUAACAACAACGAUAGUCUUUAACCAACAACAAUAACACUAGCGCGAUCGGUAUCGUCGUACCGCGUAUAUUUGCACCGUGUCGGACGCCGAGACGACGGGAGGCCGACGGGCACCUGAAGCACUUGGUCGGCAACAGCGACAGCACCGCGGUCGGAGAACUUGAGCGUGUAAGGACAAAGUGAGAGACGAGCACCACUACAGCAACGUAUGUGGACAUCGCGGCCCGGCGAAUAGGAUCAGUCACGACGCCGUCCACGAUAUAAUGUCCGUGCGGCCGUCAUCGUUAUCGUUACCGUUGUCGUCCGUGUCGCAGUCGUCUCCGCAGUGCCGCCCGUGCCAUCAGUCUCCCUCGUCGUCGUCGUCGUCGUCGUCGUCAUCGUCGCCGUUGCGUUCCGCGUUCCCGUCCGCGACCCAUUCGCCGUUGUUGGCCGUUCGGGCAUGUGCCGUGUCCACGUAGCCCCGAUGCUGAUGUGGUCGUCAUCGACGUAGUAGUGCCUGUCCAUGUCCUGCGCCGAAAAGAUGGGGAAUCCAACACGUUUUAUGGUUUCAUGGGAUGAUCAUUCUACGCAUUUAGUGGCACGACUUGGAUACCUCCUGGAAAGACAGAAAUUGGUCGAUGUCACUUUAAUGUGCAAUACACACAGCCUUAAAGUUCACAGAUCGGUUCUUGCAGCUUGCAGCCCGUACUUUGAGCGAGAAUUGGGUAACCAUCCCAUGAUUGUUCUCAAAGAUAUGAAAUUUAGUGUUCUUAAAUCUUUAAUUGAGUUUAUGUAUUGUGGCGAAACAAACGUUACAGAAGAUAAUUUACAUGCUCUUGUUGAAGCUGCUAAAUUUUUUGAGGUAAAAGGGUUAUCAUCAUUAGCUCAUGAAAGCUUACAAGAAUCAAAACCUAUAAAGCCACCUUCACUUGUUGGUAGUACAACUUCUCAAACUAGAAUUUGUCAAGUUUCAUCUUCACCAGUUCCAGUUACACCAAUUUCACCUAAACUUUCAGAAAAUGGAAAUUAUUCUUCUCCUGUUUCUGUUAUAGCACGCCUUGGUCAAAAUAAUAGUACCAAUGAAAAACGACCAUGUGCUGGAAGAGGUCGACCUAAAGCUCAUCUUCAGAGUCCAUGUUGUGAACCAUUGGUAAGCAAACCAGCUCCUAUUACUCCACCACAAACAGAGUCUGCCCAAAUACUACUAUCACUUGCUGGCUCUAAUCUCUCCUACAUAUCACCAUCAAAACAUAAAACUAAUGAUAGUAGUAUUAAUAAUAGUAGUAGUAGUACAAUUAUGAAUCAUCAGGAAUCACCUAUGAGUAAUGGCUUAGACAAUAACAAUCCAAAUUUUAACGAUGAUUUAGACCAAAAGUAUAAACGUGGUAAGAAAAGACCUGCAGAUUCAUUGGAUGAGAAUAGAUAUGAUGUAAAAAAGUCAAUGCCUAAUGAUAUAAAGACAGACGAAGAUGUAAAUAGGUCACCAUUGUUAGCCAGCUUACUUACUAAAAAUGAUAAACUUGAUGAGAAACCGAAAAUACAAAAACCUCAAGAGACCCAAACUCAAAAUUCUGAGAGGUAUAUUAAUGCAUUGAAAGGAGCUGGUCUUCCAACAGAUAUUCCAAUACUAAUCGAGAAUGGUGAUGGUAACUAUAUAACAUUAACAGAAAAUGUCUAUGAUAUAUUAGCUAAGGAAGAUGCUCUUCAUUUCCAACUUACUGAUAAUAUGAACCUUGCAAAUCUUAAGCAACCCGAAGAAAUGGUUAAUAAUAUACCAGAAGUUGCUCAGCCAAAUUUACCAAUAAUAGAUUUAGAACCCAAUGUAGAAGAUCCGAUUCUGAGAAAUAUCAAAAGUCAUUCACCUCCAGACAACCCAGAUGAUGUUGUUUUAUAUAAAGUGGCCGAUGAUGGAAAUAUAGAAAAGUAUGUUUUAACCUCAGAGGAUAUAAAAGCAUUUAAGGAGUCUAUAUCUUCAAAUCCAGAAAGGAAAAAAGAUUCUCCGUUGCUUAGUGUGUCCGAAAUAAACAUGCCACUGGAAAAUAAGUCUUCACCGAUGAUUACUAAAAUUUUAGAUUGUGGUAAUGAAAAGUUUUCAGAGGCUUUGUUAGGCCGACUCCCUCUAAGAAAAAGAGGGACUUUCAAAUUAAACAGUACUGCUUCUGAUACAGACAUGUUGCAACAAAUGAAUAAUGUUUGUACACAACCUAAUGCUGUAGGUACUGCAGAUGUUGAUGUUGAAUAUGUCGUGGUUGGAGAAGACAGUGUUCAGUUAGACUUGAUGGGGUCUACUAGUAGUGGUAACAAAAAUGAUCCUUUAAAAAAUAGCACUAAUAUAAAAAUGGAAGACGUGGCAGAAGAAGAGAUGAGUGUUCUGGAAGCAAUGAUGAACAACACUAUUGAAUUUUCCACUGAAGAUGGUGACUAUCAGAUGCAUAGCAAUGAAGAGGUUUUUUCAAAUGAUCAGAACGACAAUGAGAAAAUGAUUCUGUCUAAUGUCCUCAUGUGUACAGGUGCAGAAAAUUCCAAUUCUCAUGUUGGUCUUGAUCACUUUGGAUUCAAACCUGAGGACGUGGAUAGUCGUAAUAGUGAUUGUAAUCAACAAAAAAAAUCUAAAAUGUAUGUUGACUUAGAUUUGACAGGAAAUGAUUUUAUAUCUGAACCAGUUACAGAAGAAGUAGUACUUACCAACGAAUUAAAUCCAAACUCCUGAAUUUAUUUAUUUAAGUAUAAUUUCUUUGUUAUACUUUUAACAUUGAACUAUGUAUAUUUUGUAAAAAUUGGGCUGUGUUAUGUGACUUAAAA